GAAAGUGGUACGUGUAGUGGGUAUAUAUAGGAUGGUGGUGGUAGUGUUAUUUCAACUCAAGACCUAUUUUGCUUGGGAGUAUAAAUCAAAGUUGAGCAAAAACUUUGUCAGUCUUAUUGUUGUAGAAAAUCGUAAAAGGAAAAAGUAAUGGAGUUUGGACAUUAUUGGUGGUGGCCGGUGGUGUUAGUUUUGGUUCAUUUUAAUAUGAAUGGGUGCUUUGGUUGCUGGGAGCAAGAGAGAAUUUCUCUCUUGGAACUCAAAGCUUCCAUUGUCAACUACACUGAUAAAUAUUAUUUUCCUCAUUGGGACUCAGCUGACAAAGAGAAUGAUUGCUGUGAGUGGGAAAAAGUCAAGUGCGACAUCACUACUGGCCGUGUAAUCAAACUUGCUCUUAAUAAUACGAUUUAUUGGGGUGGAGAAAGUGGGGGAGGUUGGCACUUUAAUGCCUCUCUAUUUCUUCCGUUUGAAGAGCUUCAGUACCUCGAUUUGAGUUUUAAUUCCAUUUCUAGAAGGAUCCCAAGUGAAGGUUUUGAAAGAUUCUCUACGUUGGGCAAGCUGGAAGUGCUUCACUUGGGUGAUAAUAGUUUUAAUAACAGCAUUUUACAAUCCUUUAGUGGUACUAUUGCUUCGCUCAAGGAACUACAUUUGGAUUACAACAGUUUGAAUGGAUCAAUCGACAUCCAAGACUUCAAAGCAUUUAACAACUUGGAGGAGCUCUACUUGGGCGGAAAUCGUUAUAUCAAUGACUUCGUGACAACGGAAGAUUCAAACAGCUUAAGUAAGUUGCAAGUCCUAGAUUUGAGUUACAACAAUUUUAAUGCACGAAUUCUUGAGUCAUUAGCUGCCUUCCCAUUGUUGAAGAUAUUAAAUAUUGGAUACAACAAUUUGGAAGGAUCGUAUACAACUAAAGAGUUAGGUGCACUAAACAACCUAGAGCAGCUGUACUUGGAUGAUUCAUCAAUUGAUAACUGCUUCCUUCACAAAGUUGGAGUUAUGAAUUCUCUUGAAGUAUUGUCAGUGCAAUUCUGUCGUCUCAACGGUAGCUUACCUGCACAAGGCUGGUGUGAACUUAGGAAGCUCCAGGAGAUAGACCUCAGCUACAAUAAUUUUGAAGGGAUAUUACCUUCAUGUAUGGCAAACUUGACAUCACUUCGAGUAUUGGAUCUCUCUAACAAUCACUUCACCGGGAACAUUGCCCACUCCCCACUAUCAAGUUUGACGUCACUUGAGCACCUCUCUCUGUCAAAUAACGACUUCUUGAUCCUAGCCACAAUGUCCUCCUUUUCUAACCUCUCAAAUCUUAAGGACUUACUAAUUGAUAACAAUAAAAUUGCCCUUGAACCUAACUCUCAUACUUGGAUUCCAACCUUCCAAUUACAGUUUUUGAGUCUUUCUAACGGACUCAAUGUCAAUGGCACAACUCCUAGAUUUCUUCAUUACCAAUAUGAGUUGGUAGUGAUUGAUCUCUCUCACAAUAAUUUGGUCGGAAAGUUUCCCACUUGGUUGCUAGAAAUCAAUACAAAAUUGGAGUCCUUUUUCUUAAAUAAUAACUCUUUCACGGGGCCUUUCAUGCUGCCAUAUGAUAUUUGUCACAACAUUAGGAACAUAGAUAUUUUAGAUAAUCACUUCCAGGGUCCAAUCCCAAUAAAUUUUGGUUUAAUUUUUCCAAAUUUAGAAUAUUUAAACAUGUAUAAAAAUGCAUUUCAAGGUAGUAUACCUUCUUCUUUUGGGAAAUUGGUUUUCUUACGAGAUCUAGACCUGUUUGAGAAUCAUUUAUCAGGAACAAUACCAAUGCAUUUCGGAAUGGGCUGCCACAACUUAUAUUUUCUCAAAUUGUCAUAUAAUAAUUUCAGUAGCCAAAUAUUUCCCACCAAUUUUAAUCUGACUAAUUUAUUUUAUUUACUUUUGGAUAACAAUCACUUAUCGGGAAUGAUCCCAAAGAGCAUCUCAAUAUUAAAUAAUCUUGGCGUAAUUGAUUUUAGUAAUAACCAUUUUUCAGGCAUGCUUCCAACGUGGUUGGGGAACAUGUCUGGUUUAACAGAACUUGUUAUGGCCAAAAAUCAACUUGAAGGUCCUAUUCCAGUCGAGUGGUGCAAAAUUGUUGAACUUGAAUUUCUUGACCUUUCCGAGAACAAUCUAUCCGGCUCUAUUCCAUCUUGCUUCAAUUCAUCAGAAAUUAGAUUAGUUUAUCUGAAUAAAAAUUGUUUGAGCGGUCCAAUUCCACCUGUGUUCCAAAACAACUCUAAUCUAGUAACGCUAAAUCUUCGAGAUAACCUCCUAAUUGGAAAUAUUCCUGAUUGGAUUGGCAGCCUCUCAUCCUUGAGCAUUUUUAUUUUGAGAGAAAAUCAUUUAGAUGGUAGGAUUCCAAAUCAAUUCUGCCUUUUGCAAAACUUAAACUUGUUGGAUCUUUCCUACAAUAAAUUUUCAGGUACAAUACCACAUUGCUUGAGUAACAUUACUUUCGUGGCAUCCACCCAAGAGCCUAUUUUAAGAGUUUUCUCAUUUGAGUUUUCUAAGUACCAAAUUGGAAUGCCAUACUUGAAGACAAAAUCAACAAAUAUGAAAGACUGGAAUAAUAUGGGUUAUUUUGAGACAUUUGUAAGUGAGACAGAUGAAGCAGAGUUCACAACAAAGAAUAGAAUUGACUCCUAUCAUGGAGACAUUCUCAACUACAUGUUUGGAAUUGACCUCUCAUGCAACAAUUUAGUAGGUGAAAUCCCACCUCAACUUGGAAUGAUGAGCACCAUCCGGGCAAUGAACUUAUCACACAACAGUCUAACUGGACCAAUCCCUACAACAUUCUCAAACUUGAAGCUGAUGGAGAGUUUGGAUCUUUCCUAUAACAAUUUAAGUGGUAAAAUUCCACCUGAAUUGACCGAAAUUACCUUUCUAGUAGUUUUCAGUGUGGCACAUAAUAACUUAUCAGGUACAACACCAGAAAGAAAAAAUCAAUUCGAGACUUUUGGUGAAAGUAGUUAUGAGGGUAACCUGUUGGGAAAAAAUCCUAAUCCCCUCUAUGUCUAUGUGUGAAUUAAAAUUAAUGACUACCAAGCAAUAGCAAUAUUAUGGAAACAAAAAAAAUUCCAGCAAGCACCACAUAAACACAAUCACACAAGAACACCAAAUCUUCCGUGGAAAACCCUCUAGUGUAGAGGGAAAAACCACGGGGCAGCUCCGAAAAAUAUCCACUAUAAAAUAGAGAUUACAACUAUCAAGUUUAUGCUAAACUUGUGUUCACAAUAAAUUGGAUAUACAACAAAUAUAUCUCAAGGAGUAAAUACAAUCUCACCACAAAGCUAGUAGCAAAAUCUUCCUCUGAAUACUCCAACUCUCCAUGGUUGUAGCACUCAAAAACUCCAUGAGAACUCCACCAAUUUAUCUUCCUUGUGUGUAACUUGAGCAAAGAAAAAUGUCUCCUUUUUCUUUUUCACUCUCUCACACUCUCACUGUGUUUCUCUCUAUUUUUCGGACUGCACCUCCAGCUGAACCUCUCUCUUUUUGUGUUUUGCUCUCUUUGGAACUCACAUACAAUGGCCAAGAAAGGCUCUCAGUUUUCAGCUUUGCUCACAAGGCCGAAUGCCUUAGUUUUCCUUCUUUUCUUCUUUUGUCAGUUUCAGCGUGUCUCACACGCCUAAGUCAUUGCCCAAGAAAAUGGCAUGCUGACUUUUGGAACACUUCUCAUUAAGAGAAGUUAGACCUCUCCAUGUUUUGGUCACUUCUCAAUAAAUGGAAAGCUGAAUUUGAAGACUCUUGGAACCAAGCUCAUAAAUGAGCUUUGACAAGGCAUGGCAAGCAAGUGGGCUGGACCCACACGGUAAGGCACCCAACAUAACCCCCUUUUGUGUGGACCUCCAUUACAUGAUUGCACCAAAAUUGGACCUCCUUCUACAAUGCUAGUGGAUCAUGAUGGGGAAGAUGGGGGCAGUUUCAUUGACAUGGCUGUCUUCUACAUAAGCUUUGUGGUGGUUUACAUAACAGUGUUGUUGGGACUUGUUGCAGUUCUCUACAUAAAUCCUUACUGGCGUAGGGCGUGGUUUAACUUCAUUGAGGCGUGCGUUGACAAUUCCUACUGUUUUG
Molecule: messenger RNA, 4077 nt
Organism: Quercus robur (English oak)
Lineage: Eukaryota; Viridiplantae; Streptophyta; Magnoliopsida; Fagales; Fagaceae
Product: receptor-like protein 15
Exons: 6
Coding region: 148-3030 (960 amino acids)
Molecular function (GO): protein binding
Source: RefSeq, a predicted model, not a curated record